Molecule: messenger RNA, 4039 nt
Organism: Amoebophrya sp. A120
Lineage: Eukaryota; Dinophyceae; Syndiniales; Amoebophryaceae
Source: the annotation of a GenBank genome assembly
CCAGCCAGCGCCAAGAAGGGCCAGUUCCUCGAAUACCUCGCGAAUCGUGCGGGGAGUGUAAAAAGCUACGUUCCCGCGGUGAGUCCAUUGCGGACGAAGAUGGCGGAUUGGCAAGUUCCGUCGACACUGAAUCUGCACGAAGAGAUUUGUAAUGAGAAGAAACAGACGGACAAACUCCACGCGGAUGAGGACGAGCGGAUGAAGAAAGUUUUCGCGAACGAUCUCGGCCGUGUCACAACUGGUUGCGACUACAGUUUGUCCCCUGGAAAAAUUUCCCCGAAAAGUCCCAAGUCCCAGCUCCCGUUCGGCGAUUUGCUGUUGAGUAAGGAGGAAUGCAGCGGGCGGAACGCGAAAGCGUUCGACAAUGUUUCGAAAACGACGAAACUGUUCAGCCCAGGUGGGGGCUCGUCACGCGGAAUGAUGAAGACUUCGGGAGCGGCGACCGCGACAGCACUGCUGGAAAAAGCGGUAAAAUCGCAGACCGAAUUGCAGGAAGAGGUGCAGACGAGCACGACCAGAAAUGCGCUCUUCAAGCCGACAGAGCUAUCCUGAGUAAAAACGUACCCACACCAGAGUUGUAAUGCAAAUCCGCAUGCUGAAAAUGUUUCUCAUGCGGAGCCCCAUGAGAAGCAUUUUCUAGUCGUGUUUUGCAAUUUGUCAUGCUCCAAUCAGCAUGGUAUGCUAGAUCUGUGAUGCUGCUAAGCUAGCUCAAACAGCACAACACUACGAAUCCAAAUUUGUCAUGCAAAACAGCCAAAACUUGUGGAUUUGUCUAGCCGAUUCCCCAUCUUGACUAUGGUGUGGGUACGUUUUUACUCAGGAUAAGAGCGGAAUUUUCAACAGUUCUGCUCGAGCUUCGCCAGCUUUUCAUCUUGUUCCCAAUAUCACACAGAAAAAAGCUGGCAGGGCAUAUUUGUAAUGCAAAAAUAAAUACACAAAAAAAUAUGUAUUGCAUAGCCGAAACAGCAUGCUAUGGGGCCACCCAUGACAAGUUUUUGCGUGUAUUUAUUCUCGCAUUACAGAUAUGCCCUGCCAGCUUUUUUCUCUGGGAUAGCCAAUUAUCCGGCGCUGGUGCAGCGAAGAUGACUGGGAUCUCAGCUACAUCGGAGAGUCUUCACGAGGACAGCUGCGACAAAAAAAUGUCACGUAGCAACACGAACCUACUCCUUCCGAAACCGUCCGAGACCGUGGUGAAGCAGAAUCAAGCCUCUAGUACCGCAACGGACUCGCUGCUCGUCAAACCUUGUUCAUCUUCCAGCAGCACCUCUACUGCAACUGCGCGGAGUAGCGUACUGUCGUCCAACAAUUUAUUUUCAUCUUCAUUAACGAGAUUUUCUGUUUCUCCGCAAAAGACAAGUUACGUGAAACCGUCCAUCGACGCAAAAAUAAUCUCUGAGUGCAAUGAAGAAAUCAACGAGGUGGACCACGAGGAGGGCGUUCUCCCUGUCGGGCAAGAUGAAAAGCCGCUUGCUCAACAUCCCCGCAGUACGCCAACGAACAUCCUAGAGGACUCCAUUGCCGUGAAGGAAUUGCACCGCUCGCUGUUGGCCGUGGGGGCUAGUUGUAUUUCCUCUGGUUGUGCCAGCAGCUACACCUCCGACUACUCCGAACAGAUGAAGCACCUUGACUCAGGAUCUGGGUCAGCUCGCGGCCCGGAAUCACCCGCCGUCCGGCACUUGUGCAAGAUCGUGGAGGAAGAGACGCUGAAGAGUUUGCGCAACGCCUCGAACUCCCCGAAGCUGAAGUCACGGGAGGAGCAGGAUAAGAGUGUUCUAGGCGGAAACUUCGCCGACAACGUCCCUCCGACGCCGUUCUCGACGCCGAUGAAACCGAAGUUAACUGUAUCUUCGGUAGAACAAGGAGGUUAUAACUUUGGCCCACUCGCAUCCGCAACCCGCAGUAGCAAAAUCGAGGAGCACGUGUCGCUCGAGAUGUGGAAGCGGACCAUGCUGUUGACCGGAGGUCCGUCGGGCAAUAGUACAAGUACCGCCAAUAAUUAUUCUUUGACGAGCCAGCGGUCGAUGGGAGCAGGCACCGGACCACUCUUUACGGCCACUGCAAACGAUGUGAAAAAUGCGAAGAAACGCUUUGUCGAAAAUAAACCCUCGUCUCCUGCCACUCUUUCAUACAAGGUGACAACCGCUACCGGCACCGCUUUGGAGCAGGAGAAGUUUCUGCGUGAGAUCAAGCAGGAAAUAGCUGCGGUGGACAUUGUACUCGAGAAGCAGCGACCCGAUUUGCUGCAAGAUGGACAUCUACAACUAUUUGGCGGAAGUAGAACAACAGAUGCUGCAGCUCGUGCUCAGUCGGUUGGGAAUAGUCUUAAAACUGGUGCUUUGAUGAUUGAAUUUGAAAAGAAUAACGCUUUCAAUUUGCAAACCGGCACCAAAUCGAAGACAUCACCCGUUAUGAACUGCAAAAGUAUCGUCCUCGUAUAAAUGCAUUACAAACUUUCUCAGCAUGAGAAACAAAAUUUGCAAUGCUGAUGUACCUUAAGAACAAGAUUGUAAUGCAUGACUGCAACACGAGUACGAUACUUUUGCACAGGAUACCCGUACUAGUCCACCAACUGAACAACCCGUACUGCACGUACACGCGCAAGUAUCGCAAAAAAAAAAACUGCUUCACUGUGAACUUGUGAUGCAGAGAGCGAAACACCAAAGUGCUUGUCUUGCUACACCUGCAACGCAAUGGAUUCCCUUGGGAAACGGGCACACCUUGAGCGUGCUACACCUUAAGCGUGUUUUCCCUUGGGAAACGGGCAUGGCAAAUUUGUCAUGUGUAGCAAACUUGUGAUGCAGAUCUUGCAAAACUACCAUCACAGUGAAACAGUUUUUUCGAGGGAUAGCAAGAACGACCUGGAUCACGCCCUGGCGGUUGCCGCGGCGUCUCGCGAGGAACAUCAAGCGAAACACGGCCUUGUCGACGCACAUCGGGUGGUUUUUAAGAACGACAAGGAAACCUCCAAACUGCGACCUUCAAAGCCGCACGAACAGGACCAAAAAGUCGCCGCCUCCGCUUUGACCUGGGACGUCAGUUCCCCGGUGUCCUCCGUUCAGGAGCGCCGGCUGCUGAACCUGUCGCACGUCUACGAGUCACCGAUGGUGCGGCCGGCGGCGUGCCGGCGGGACUACAAACGGUCGAGUUCGGGUUCGCCGCUGAGGACCGACGUGAGUGCUGGCGGGGUGUCGUCGAAAACUUCGUCCCCGGACGGGAUCAGCAAGCAACGUGGCAGGCUGAAUGGCGGGAAUCUUCAGAAGAGUAGGGAAAACAACAAGCAAACCGAAGAGAAGCCAGCAGCUGGUGACAAUUCGCUUGCGGACCAACUCGUGUCUGAGUGCAGAAAGAAGUACUUAAUGAAUAUGUCGUGAAUUCGUGACGCUGGCGGCUCUAGUAUCUUCCGUGGAGCUAGGCAGGUGGUGCUAAUGUUAUUUCGAGUACAGUUUUUGCAGAAGGCUCCGUGUGCCGCGUAUUCUUGUUGUUUCGUACCAGUUGUAUACAUGAUAGAUAUCACGUAAACUAAGGGUUGAAGAGAUGAUCAAAACUAUGAGUUUCAAACGUCAGUAAGCAGAAGUUUUGUUUAGAGUGGACAGUUCAAGGUUAUAUACAGGGGUUGAAGGUUCAGUCUUUGUUUUCAUACAUAUAGCCACUUCUACAUCUGUUGUACACACGAAUUAUUCAGCAAGCCUGCAUCCGUCUUUCAGUUGUUUCUGUUGUUUCGGUUUUUCAGGCAUUAAGAGCACUAUGAGGGAACAACAUAAAUUAUACAUAUAGAAGUUUUACCAGCAACACCUUCUAUGCCCUGUUCACGCCGCAUGUACAAUUUUGAAAGAAACACCGUGUAUGAUGUUGUCGCACAAGCUAUUAAGUGAAUCAUGUAAGCAUAGACAAAAUCCACAGGCUAUGAUCUGCGGACGCAGCAAAGAACUUACAGUGCCGUCCUGAGGCAUUUGUUUUCCAGAGAGCAGCUUCCUGAGCAGGAUGAAAGGACGACGUCCAAAGCACUCAUCUUUGUCAUGUUAAUCCGCACCGAAACACU